AUGGCGGCCACCGAUGCUGCUGGCGACACCUCUGGAGGCAGCACAGGCGGGCAGAGAAUGGCGGCCAAUCGGGAAAUGGAAAUGGAGAUCCUGCGGAGGCACUUGGAGGUGAGUGCUGGAUCCAUUGUGAUCCCUAUAACCCCUGUUGCUUGUUCGCGUGCUCCUUUUCCCUCUUCCCCGAUUUCUUCGUUGGUGGUGUUGCUGAACUAGUAUUGGAGGGUAUCUGUUUGAAUUCAGCUUCUGGAUUGCGAGAACCAGCUGUUGCGGACGCGGAUGGCCAGCUGCCGGCGGUGCUCGAAGGUCUCGUCUGUAGUUUCUCUCUCUUGUUCGUAUACCGUAACGAAGUUUGCGCCAUUUUCUGCCGGGAAUGAUUUUUUUCUAGACUUUAAUUUAUUGCAUCUUCUCUUAUUAACAGUUUUGUGUGAGAGUUAGUGGAGCUUCCCAAGAAGGUGACCAUUCUAAUAAAUCUAUGGUUGAUCAAAUGAUUGAAUCUUCCAUGGAUUUUAGUGCUUCUGUGAAGGUCAGAGGCUAAUUUAUGACUUUCGACAGCUUUUAAUGCCAGCUUUCAUCAUGCUAUGUCUGGCUUUUGUAAAAUUUGAGGGCAUUUCCUGACAGGAAGAGGUUCCUCCAAUAGACAGCGCCUACAAUGAACCAAAUGAGUGUACAAAGCAGGAGUUGACGGAGAAAUUCAAAGGUUCGGAGCUCUACAUAUUUUUCGACAAUUCUAUGCUAUGUUGUAAUUUGAUGCAUUAUCACAGUAUCUCUUAUUUAUCUAUUUGCCUACAGAUAUCUAUUAUUUUUAUGACAGUCUCAAUAAUACAAUUAAAAUUCUUUAUGAACAUAAAAAAUUCCCAUGUGCUAUCAUUUACUAGUAAUGUUGUUUUCUCUAAUUUUUUCUGUCGGAAUCUAAUUAUUCCAUGGACCCAUAGUUAGCAUGCAGAUCUCUCCUGGAUCGUUCUUAUUACUCUUCUUUUUGUAGCAAUGAUGUUUGCUCUCUUUUAUAUAACCUGGAGUUAUAUUUGGGAGUCCCUCCUCAGUGAUAUGGUUUCUCGAGCAUCCCCCCCUUGCCCUGUCGCCCCUCUCCCAAUCUUCCCUCUUCAUUGGCCUGAUAUUGGGCCUUCAAAUUACUGUCACAUAAUACUUCUCAAACCAAAGAAGUAAGCUCACUUACAAGUUGUCUUCUGAGAUGACACUUUGAAUCAAAGCUAUCAAAGCUGUCACAUAAUACUUCUCCAACCAAAGAAGUAAACUCGAUGUCAUCUUGAGUCAAAGCUAUCAAAGCUCACUUACAAGUUGAUUCUCCAACCAAUGCAGGUUGCCUUCUGAGAACCAUUCAUAACCAUCCUAGGAGAUGCGUUGCUCUAAAGCUCAUGUAUUUUGGCCAAAGGUUUAUAUCUGCUCACUUGUUACCUGACCUAUUUUUUUCUUUUUUGCAUGUUGUACUCAUUUGACCUUCUUUCUAUGCCUUCAUGCUGAGAUAUGGAUUACGAAGGACAUUUGCUUCAUUCUGUACUGUUUAAGAAAAAAAUUGAUUCUAGAAUAACACCUCGUGAGUUUCUGCAGAUUUUAUGGUUUUGCUUCAGAAGCACAACAGGAGCCAACUGUUGAGGUACCAUUUCUUAUAAUUCCUUUUUGAUGGUUGACUGUCUCUGGUUGGAAGAGAAGACCAACAGAAAAUCUCGAUUGCCAAACAUCUUCAAUGAGGAAGUGAUAUUUCGACGAUUAGCCUGAAAAUUUUUAGCUUUGCACGACCAUGGAUUGUUGUCUCUUUACAGACCUAUUGGGUUGGCAUCACAACGACUCUACUAUAGAAGUAUAUGGGUAUCUUUGUCCUUUUGAUGCUGAGCAUGUCCAAUGCCACUCUCCCAGGCAUGUUGAAAAUUAUGUUUUUGUUCUAAUAACAGGUGUACUCUCGUACUUUGGGCAUCUGUCUUGUAGAUUAAAUAGAUAGAAAACGGAGGGGAUGGUGUGUAUGAGAAACAGAACCCUUGUCUUACCAGCUGCAUUCUGCCAUUCCGCUGCCUCCUUGUCCCUUCCUUCUGUAGAUGUUUCUUUAUGGUAUAAGAUCAGGUUCCAAGUCAGGGCCUGAAGAUACCUAUGAAGAAGAAUGGAAUUGGCCUGCAUAGAGAGAAAAAUAAUUUGUACAGUCGUAAUCUGAGAGAACCAUAAUAAUGAUUUCCUAGGUUAUUCAUGUACAGAUUGAUUCCUAGAAGUUAAAUUCAGAUAUCUACAUCUAAAAAAAGGUAAGAUGGAAGUUAUAUGAGUCUCUGCAGCUGGAUCAUUCACUUUUAUUUCUUCUUCUUGAUCCAUUUGAUUAGUUAACUGAGUCCCAACUCUUCCUUUUACUGUCUCAUCAAAAGAUAUUUCAUCUGCAAUAGGUUAUCUAUCUUUUUUCUCUAUCCUUUUCUUCUUAGGAUAAACCAAUUUUGUCUUGAUUCGCCAUUAAGUGUGAAUGCCAUAAAUGUUUUGUCCUUCAUGUUUUUCUCGAACUAAGUUCAAGUCAAGUUUCUCAGUUCUUCAAACCUGUAUAACUUAAUGUAAAGAAGGUGGGAAUCGUUUUCUUUUUCACUUGCUUAUUCUGAUCUGUGCAUCAUCUCCUACUGUGGCGUUGCUUAGCUAUAAAUCCUUGCAAAGUGAAUCAAGGUAUUUCACUCAGAUUAUGCUGUGGUGUACCAUAAAACAGAAAUGGACGUACUGAUGGAAUACAAAAUUGUUAUCUUUGUAUGCUCCCCCCCAGGGGGCUAAGAGAAAAAGCUAAUUUCGUUGGCAUAGGUUCAACAUUACUCUUCCAGCAUAUUCUGCUAGCGGCAGUUAGUGUGAACAUUACUCUUCUGUGUCUCUGAGAAAGUCUUAUUUCCGUCUUCUAAAGUUUUUCUUCCCUUCCAUGAUUUCAAGAGUUAUAUUUUUAUUUGAACUCAAUUGUUUUUUUGAACUCAGGGUCUUCUAAGAUUGGUCCGAAAAGUAUUUGAUUCGGGGGGUUCCUCUUCUAAAUAAUAAUUUGUGUCUUAUUACAAGGAUCGGAAGGAAUUAUUCUUUCAAUCAUGCAACUUUUGAAAAUCUUCCAAGAUCAAUAUUUAUGCCCAAAUUAAAUAAAUGGCAUAUCGACCUAUGCUAAGUUGAUAUUAGUCAAAAAACGAUGUGUAUAUUUUAAGUUAUUAACAGAAGUUUAUAUAAAAUGCAUAUUGACUAAGCAUUUUAUAUUGGUGUAAAGUCUGUUAGUAACUAUGUUCCGAAAUGAAUAAUGGGAAGGCCCUAUGACCAAUAAAAGCUAUUUUUCAGGAACAGUGGCACAAGUCCUAGGAGGAUAUGCAGAGGAAAAACUCUAAUCGUAUUCACAUUGUAAAUGACUGUUAUAUACAAGUACCAGGGCUACAAAAUAAGGAAACUACCUAAGAACAAGGAAACGAACCGACAAACUAGGAAACGGUCCAAGUAUGAAUCGAACUUCCAAUUAUACGUUCUUUCCCACACUAAGCACCAAGGCCUAAAUUUAUUUUCCAUUUGAAUCCACUACAGUUAUUGAGAAUCCUGUCAAUAUGUUUUUGAUUUAAACAGAUUAUAUAGUUCAUCCAAGUAUUUGGAUCAUGAAUAGCCAUUUUUAAGUUAUAGAAGCACAAUGGAUUUGCUAAAACUUAUGCAUCAUACUUCCAGGCUAUGUUGGGUAGCUCACCCUGUUUCCCUUUACUGAUCUUGUUGGUGGGACCAGUCUGAAAUUUUCAAGGCAUUAGGCAAGACAAAGCUAUCUACUGGUAACAGGGCAGAUUUAUGCUAUUCAAGGUGUGGCAGGACAGACAAAGGAGUUUCCUCCACUGGUCAGGUACAAUGAAUAGAAUCCUCUUUUUUAAAAUUUUGGUUAUGUCGCAUCCUAUGCCAAGAAUAGACUGAGGAAUUGAUUAAUUGAUUUUACUUUAUAGCAAGUUAUAGAUUUCUGUGUUAUUAUCUCACUUUAAAAAAGUGUAAUGUCUUAAACAGAUGUUAUUCAAGGAUUAUGACACUAAAUUUUUAUUUGUUUGCUUUUGUUAGCUAUCGUUGGUUGUUCCUGAUGGAGGCGGUGGAAGGAGAUAUGUAAAGAUGCAUGCUGAUACGAAUAAGAUUUAUAAUUUCUGAAUUGUGGGAUCUUGUCAACCGUUUUUCCACAUGUGAAACCUGUGUAUAGCUUGUUUUUCUUCAUGGCCUGAUGCCUACUUGGUACUGGGCUCUUAAUGGAGGAUGAUGAUGUUUGUUGAUCAAUAAAAAGAUACACUUCCCUUGAAAUUUGAUAUUGGACAGUUUUGGGUUGACCAAUGGUAUUGAUUCAGACAUCUUCAGCACAUGAUAUUAAUUUUGAAAAGAUUAAGAUUUAAGUUAGAUCAUCUCCAUAAUGUCUUCGAAAAGGGUGAUAUAAAGGGACCACAUUAGGCCCAGUCCAUUUUGAAAUUCUGUGGAAUUGGGUUUCUCCCCUUCAACCUGAAUUGGCUAAAAUAUGUUUCAAGAAUCCCACUGUAGUGUCAGCAAAACUGUGAGAGAGGCACUGCUGUGUUAGCCUGACAAACGAUCAUUUUCCAUUUUAAACCUGGCUGAUCAAUGAUCCUUUUUCCAUUUUAAAGACCAUGGAUAUGUUUUGAUUCCAGAGUCUAGGGAAGCUCUUAUUCCAGUCUAAACAAUCGGUAUUUAGAUGUUGCUUAGACCUCCCCUGUCACAUGCACAUGAGCAUGUGACGAUAGGAAGAAGUGGCAUGGCCUAGGUGAUCGUUGCCGCAGAAACAGUGCCAAGGUUUGAAGAUUUGUAAUCUCACUAUAAUGUACUACGCUUUUUUAGGGCAAUUCUGUUUGCUUUUUCUUCUCAUGUCUCACCGUUUCAUAGAUCCUCUAAUAGAUUAUCUCCUCUAUUCCUGUUUCUCUAUAGAUGACUUGGUCUAAGCCAAAAUUCACUGAUUUCUGGUUCAAUAUAUGAUGGAGACUGUGGUCCAGAUUCUGAUCCUUUUGAUGGGCAAUGCAUUUUCUCUUUAAAUUAUUAUUUUUUCAGUUAAAAAAUGUGGAAUGAAAGUAGUAGUUCAUAGACCUAAGUUGGACGCAAACUGAAAAGCAUCGUGCAUUACUUUUUUGCUCUAUGCAGGCUAAUUUACUGGCUAACGUGGUUGUUUGUUCAGGAUGAUGUUAUUUAUCAUCACCCGGUUGACUUUCGAGUUUUUAUUUUGACGUCUCCUAAGAAAUAUCCCGUGCAGGUGAUUUCUCUGUUUCUACGUUCAAAACUGAAGGACUCAGGAAUAAACAUUAUCACCAAGGAAGGCACGUACGCUCUGUUCCUGCUUUCCCUUGGCACGAAUGAUAUUUUUUAAGUUUAAACUUUUCCCUGCCAUUGAUUUCCAUUUCUCAAUAUAUUUACUUUGCUAGGUUUAAGUAUUUAUGCUGACUAAUAUACAGGGAAUAAAAACUGUUGUCAGUUAAACAUGGUAUAAAUGCUGUCCUUCAUUUAUGUUAAUCUUUCUGAACUUUUAUUUAUCCAGAGGAGGAAAUUGACUAUGUGAGGGUACUCAAUAGGGCUCUCCCAAACGAUAUAAGAGUUAUUGGAUGGAGUGCAGCUUCCACACAUUUCAAUGCAAGGUUUGUGUUUGAGAUAAUUUUAUUUCGUUUAAUUCUAAAUGUAUACACCCAUUGGCCAAUCCAUGAAUUUACAUAAUCAGUUGUCAAAAUAAUUGUGGCCAAUUCUUCAUUUUAAUGUCGGUCUUGCCGCCACCAUCUUAUAUGUUGUAAUGUUUUCAUGGGAAAUAUGCGCUCAAUUUCUCUGCACGAAAAUAGGAUGUGUGUUUCAGACUUAGAUAAAGUGUCGCAUGGAAUCAUUGUACACGCCCAGUGAAUCCUAAAUUGCUAUGUAAUACUCAAUAUGAUUCUGGUUUUGAAUUGCUGAGUGAUUUUCAUUGUAUCAUGCACGAAGAGGUGCAAUGAAGGGUCAUAUGAUAGCAUUACUCUCCAAGGGCUGUCAAAAAUCUGAUUAAUCAUAUUUUCAUGCUCUCUCUUAAUCAUAUUCUUCUAAAUGGAACCUUGUGAAGCCAAAGAACUAACUAGAUGAACGAUGCCUGCUUUGCAGGUUCAGUUGUUUGAGCAGAGAAUACAAGUAUUUUUUCUGGAGAGGCUCUCUUAAUGUCAUGGUAUGAACCUUUUAUUUUCUCUAGGUUCAACAAAUACCCCUACACCUGUUAUCAACAAAUAGUUACCACCAUUCUCUUGUUUCAUAAAUCAUCAGGAAAUGAAGUACGCUGCCAAGAAGUUCAUUGGGAUUCAUGAUUUCAGGAAUUUCUGUAAGAUGGAUGCAGUAAACGUUAAAAACUAUACCAGACAAAUUAUCUCUUUUGAAAUCAACCCUUGCUACGAAAGGUGAGUGGUUCCUGGCUACACAUUGCGCGGUCUAUUUUUUUGUUGCAAAAUGAGGUUAUCUUUCUGAUAAAUUGGCAGUUUUUGGAAUGUGAUGCUAAUAUUCCUCUCCUUUGUCAUCUUACGGUUCUGAAUUCAAUUCUUGCCUCAUGUAAAAUGGCUGUAGGAGUGCAACUUUCAAAAUGAGGUUGCUGUGUUUUUGUUUAAUCAAAUUAUAUUUGAUACGAUGCUCUGAAACCAAAUGUAGUGUAUGGCAAGAUGAUCGAAUUGUUGUUUUUCUACCCCUAGUGCGGGUGAAGAUGGAGAAAAAAGUUGAUGGCUGCAUGUUGUGCUUCUAUUUUCUUUUUGAGUCUGAGAGAAACGAGCGAUUUAGAUAAUCAACAUAUCUAUGAUCCAUCAAAAUAAUAAGUGUUGAAAGUGAUAAGGGUACUUUGGGAAAUGUUGUGUAGGGUUUUCUUCCCCUUUAAGGGAUGUGACAGGUCGAUGAUGGGUUGAGGCGGUUUCUGUCGUUCCUCCCCUCUGUCCUCUGUCACAGAGGACAUUCUCAACAAUAAGAAAAUUUUAUUGUUAAUUCGAAGAUAGUUUUUCAUGCUGCUGAAAGAAUGGUUGGGAGAUGCCAAUUAUUGCACUGGAAGCCACAGCUAGUGUUGCAACAGCAAUCUUCGUUAAUAGACUAUUAGAAUGUAGAAGAAAAGAGGUCGUGUGCUAACAAACUAUGUGAGACCUUGUAAGGACAAUUUGAGUACAUAGAGUCUUAUUUUCACAGCUGAAAGCUGCACUUUAUGCCCAGCAUCCCAGAAAAUGAGAAUCGAAGAGAUGGCAAUGGACAGGGAGUGCAUAAAGCAGUAUAUUUUUUCACCUGGAUUUUAAUGUAAACUGCAUCUUUUUAUAUCUAAUGACCAAAAAUGGAUCUAAUUUAGCAGAAGAUUCAGAUUUAACAAUUUGAUUAAUGUUUACUACCGAUGGUGGAAAACUGUUUCCAAACAAGUCAAAUGUAACUGUGGACAGAAUAUUUCACAACAGUUCUGUAGUUUUUAUGCAAGCAAAGGACAUCGUAGACGACAUCAUGUAACCAUUAUCAGACAAUAAAAUCAGCUGCAUUGUCUUCAAGGUUGAUAUAAGUGAAAUGUGGAUUGACCUGGGGUCCCUUAAAGAGCACUUACUUUUGCAGCUUUUGGCGAUAAUGAAUCUAUGCUGUGAGAGGUUUAUGAUGAUGAUAUGGUUUUUUGUCUCUUUGCAAUGAAGCUCCUGGAUAAUUCAAGCAACAAAAGAAACUGACUCGAGGACAGCUACUAUACCUCUCUUUCUUUUUAAUCGAAGUUGGUAUUCAUCUCGUGACACUAUUUGAUGUUUUUUCAGUUUUUAUCUGGCUCUGGUCCACACAGACUGCAUAUAUUGGGCGACUGUUUUUUAUGAAGUCGUUUCUUCUGUCAUGUAUAAUUUAUCUUUCCACAUUCUUAUCUGAGAUCUACCGUUUCUUGAUCGUGCCUUCACUGAUUUCUCUUCACGCCUUGACACAAUUUUCUGAUCGGCCUUUUUGUCUCACCAGUGAGUUAAAAAUAUUUGUAGUGUAGAACAAUUCCUCUUGUAGGUUCUAGGAUUUUGACGAUGCCCAAGAUUUUGGUUGAAAUGAAACUCAGAGGUAGCCCUACAAUUGAUGUGAUUCUAGUCCCUCCAACCUUACAUUUUGACUUGCUCGUCUACUUUUUAGUAUCUCUUGCUUAUCUGAUUCUUAGAGGUGAAAUUAUGGUAAAUUACAUUGAACUCAAUAACUCUCUUUCUGCCUGCAGAUCUGGUGGUGAUGAGCUUUGGGCAAUGACAAUCAAAGGUAGCGCAUUUCUGUGGCAUCAAGUUCGAUUCAUGGUUGCAGUGCUGUUUAUGAUUGGUGAAGGUCAUGAGUCUCCUUGUGUAUGUACUGACAUCCAUCGAAAUAAAUGAUAUAUAUGUGAACAUUAUUCACGUGAACUGCCUUUUAUCUAAUUUCAGCUUUGCGGUUAGGAAUAUAAGUAAAAUAAAAUGAAACUGUAUAGUCUGUUAAUACCAUUUUUUUUUGUUUGGUUUUAUGCCCAAUUUCUUCUGAGUGAAAAAUAAAAGUUACAUGGUAAAGAUCUUGAUAAAGUUACCUAUGAAUUGGUGA
This is a messenger RNA of Spirodela intermedia, 8487 nucleotides long. The record is from the annotation of a GenBank genome assembly. Lineage: Eukaryota; Viridiplantae; Streptophyta; Magnoliopsida; Alismatales; Araceae.